Dimorphilus gyrociliatus is the source of this 1395-nucleotide messenger RNA. NCBI's taxonomy places the organism in Eukaryota, Metazoa, Annelida, Polychaeta, Dinophilidae. The record is from the annotation of a GenBank genome assembly.
ACUGUAAAUUUGUUCGAAUAUAUGUUCUCAUUUCUCCAGAUGCCAUUUCUCAAAAUUAUUUCGAAUUCCUACGGGUAAUUCCAUUGAUUCUAAGUGGAGGAGUGUUCUACUUCAUUGAACUUAUCGUUAAUUGGAUCUUUCAAAAGAAAACUUUUUAAUCUACUGUUUAAAAUUUUAAAAACUUUGGAGAAAAGACAAUGGCGUUAAGCCGAAACAUUUCAAUAUUUUUAGUGUAUCUCUCUGGUUUGUUAUGUGGCUUAAUAGUUUCUCGUCAAUUCUUUACCUCUCAUAGGAGUCUAACACAUAUAAGGUAUCCGCAAUCACAUAGUGAGAUAGACUCCAUUCCAAGCGACUCUCAUAUUCAUUUCGCUCAUGAUGAAUCAAUGCAUAACGAGGAUAGAAGAGCAGCCAACUACUUAUAUAAAAACGCGAGAGUGUUAUGCUGGAUAAUGACUGGAGCUGCUAAUCUAAGGACCAAAGCCAUUCAUGUAAAAGCCACAUGGGCAAAAAGGUGUAAUAAAGUUGUAUUUAUGAGUGAUAAAGAGGAUAAGGAGUUUCCUGCUAUUCACCUAAAUGUAGGUGAAGGACGUGAUCACCUAACAGCUAAAACUAUGCAAGCUUUUGAAUAUAUUUAUAAAAACCAUAGAGAUGAUGCUGAUUGGUUUCUUAAAGCUGACGAUGAUACAUAUGUUAUUUUGGAAAAUUUGAGGUUUUUACUUGGUGCUCACUCUCCUAGUGAUCCUGUUUAUUUUGGACAUCAUUUUAAAACUAUAGUUAGACAAGGAUAUCACAGUGGUGGUGCUGGAUAUGUAUUAAGCAAAGAAGCUUUAACUCGCUUUGCAAAUAGAAAAUCUGGAUUGUGUGCUAGUGAUCUAGGAGCUGAAGAUGUUGAAAUUGGAAAAUGUUUGCAGUACCUAGGGGUCAAGCCUGGAGAUUCGAGAGAUGCUUUGGGUAGAACAAGAUUUCAUUGCUUCAAUCCUGGCACACAUUUACAUGGAUCAUAUCCUGAUUGGUACUAUGAAUAUGAUAAAUACGGAGCUAAAAAAGGUAUGGAAAGUAUGAGUGACUUUCCAAUAACUUUUCACUAUGUUUCUACCAAUGAUAUGUACGAUUUGGAAUUCUUUAUCUAUCAUUUGAGAGCAUAUGGUAUUAUUGAGGGAAACCCACCAAUUGAAUUAACUUACCCACCAAAAAAUUCUGAAUAUAAAUUCAAACCAAGAGUUUGGCAUAUCCCACCUAAAGGUGAUGUAACAGAGAGCGAAAACAGCUCAACAACAAACGAAAGCCUCCUGAACGCUCAAGUUUCUCGUAAUUGAAUACUAUCAUAGAUAAAUUUAAAACAUUCCAUUACUGACGAAUAUUUUGAAAAGUAUUUGUUAGAUAAUAUAUAUUUUU